This is a messenger RNA of Penicillium lagena, 1218 nucleotides long. Its product is annotated as PLP-dependent transferase. Gene Ontology annotation, molecular function: L-aspartate:2-oxoglutarate transaminase activity; pyridoxal phosphate binding. The record is from RefSeq and is a predicted model, not a curated record. Gene Ontology annotation, cellular component: cytosol. NCBI's taxonomy places the organism in Eukaryota, Fungi, Ascomycota, Eurotiomycetes, Eurotiales, Aspergillaceae. Bases 1 to 1218 code for a protein of 405 amino acids. The transcript has 5 exons. Gene Ontology annotation, biological process: L-aspartate biosynthetic process.
AUGGCUCGAUUUGCUAGUCUUUCCGAGGGAACGCUCGAUGCUGCCUUCGCUUUGAUUGAGGAAUACAAGUCAGACUCAUCACUUUUGAAAGUCGAUCUCAGUCCAGGGUUCUACCGUGAUGAAGAGGCAAGGCCCUGGGUCUUGCCAUCUGCCAAGAAAGCCUUGCUAAGCGACCCUACUGCGGAUCACGAACAUUUGCCGAUCCCCGGUCAUGCUGGGCUGCUCGAUAAUGCUCAAAGUUUAGUAUUCGACGCAACAUCUGAAGAUGUCAACACCAUAGCUUCCAUCCAGACUAUUGCAGGUACUGGGGCAAAUCACCUCGGCGCCUUGCUUUUGGCCAAGUCUGGCUGCCCUCGGACAGUUUGGAUCUCAGAUCCCUCGUGGAUCAAUCAUCACGAAAUCUGGCGGCUAGUAGACAGCGGCAUCAAGCGUCGGACAUACCCCUACAUCGACAAAAGAUCAUUCACUAUCGAUUUCCAGGGUAUUAUAUCUACUUUGAAUUUGGAGGCCACAGAGGGUGACGUUGUGGUCUUACAUGGCUGCGCACAUAAUCCUACUGGACUCGACUUCACCAAAGAUCAGUGGAAGGCCAUUGCCAAUGCUUGCGAACAGAAGAAGCUUGUUCCUUUCUUUGAUCUUGCCUACCAGGGCUUUGCGACUGGAGAUUUGGCUGAAGAUGCGUGGGCCGUACGGUACUUUUUUCGCAACACGUCACUGGAAAUUUUAGUCGCACAAUCAUUCUCCAAGAACUUUGGUCUGUAUGGCGAGCGUGUGGGUGUACUUCACGUUGUAUGCCGGACGGAGGUCGCUAGAUCGAAGGUCCACAACAUGCUUACACGUCUGUCUCGCGCUGAGAUAACGACUCCCCCUAUCAACGGCGCUAGGAUCGUGGCAAAAGUACUUGGAGGCAAAGACUUGAAGCAGCAGUGGCAAAAUGAUCUGCUCCACAUGAGUGACCGUAUGAGGUCAAUGAGAAAAAGUCUAGUGAACGAGCUUCGGAAGCGCCAAACUCCAGGUUCUUGGGAUCACAUAACAACGGAUAUUGGGAUGUUCUCGAUGACAUGCUUGCAGCCAGAACAGAUCCGGGCACUGAAAGAAAAGUAUCAUGUAUAUCUUCUCCCUUCUGGAAGAAUAUCUAUGACAGGCUUGACUGAGCAUAACGUGGAAUAUGUUGCGGAGGCUUUUCACAAAGUCAUUCUUGCCACCAACCCCGAGUAA